AAUUUUUCACAAGAACCUGUCCCUCCAAUACUAGGUGAUAUUGAAUGGCCUUCAGACGAGGAGGUGGCUGAAGACGCAAAGCAACUGAUACUCCGUCUACUUGAUGAAGAACCUGGGAGACGUUUAGGUUAGCAUAAUCUUAAGCCAUGAUCACAAGCAUAGGCCUCACUUUGGUCUAAUUUGCGUUGAGCUGAUUGGCUGAUAAAACUAUUGUCAGCCAAUCACUCCAAUCAGUGAAGCGAAAACCAGGCCAAGCCCAGGCUUGUAUGAUAUACAAAACACGGCUUCAGUCAUAAAGUUUGUAUUUUUCAGGCACAGUGGUUGUAUCUCCUAAGUACCGCUGCUGUUUAGUGAUCGAAUUUACUGCAGUGCACUUGAGAUAGUCGUGCAAGUUCGAGGAUGCUAAUUAUUAACGAUGACUUGAAUAUGAUCACAUUCUCAGCCUCAAGUUCAAACUAUUCUUUCUUUUGCAAUCAAACAAAUUCACGCAGUAUUGCAGAAAUAGUAUCAUACAUUGUAUGUCUAGUCCUAAAUUGAACUACCUACAUGUCUUUAGUUUCAGUGCAUGUACACCAAGAUUUAAGCAGUUAAUUAGGGAAUUAAAUCAAAUUGGUAUUCAUAUUGUGUGUAUAUUUUAGGUGACCAUGAGAUCAAAAUUCAUGUUUAUUUUGUUGAACUGGACUGGGAUGCUUUAUUGAGACAAAAAGCUGAGUUUAUCCCACAGUUAGAUGACGAAGAAGACACUAGCUACUUCGAUAGUAAGUCGAUUAAAAUCUUGGACCUAUAUAUAACAAGUUGGGAUAUUUUUUGGUUUAAAACAUGCAGGGUUUGUUGAACAAUUUUAUCGUAGACAAUGCAACAUUAAAGAGUUUGAGCAAGAAGUACGAAGAUGAAGAUGCACUUGACAAUUUUUGCAAGUGUGAUUCAAUACUGUAGUUUAUUGUACUGUUUAUAAUGACUAAACAGUAUUGUGGGGUGUUGGCGGUACAAGGGGGUUAGUGUGUAUGUGCCCUUCUCCUCUGACUGGAGUUCGAUUUGUGUAUUGUGCAGUUGUCAAAUUAUUAUUUCGCCUCAGUCGCAUGAGAUAAGAGUGCAUCCAUGAGAAGUUGCCCACUAGGGAGAAUAAUUUGAUAGCAACCAUUGUUUUUCAAAACCUAGCAAUAACUGCUGACGUUAUAAUUAGCGGUUCAGUUAUGUACGCGUGACGUCUGUGUUGACAAAAAUGUCGUUUGCUUACUCUAGUAUUAUCUCUAAUUUGGAUGAUUUUAAACAGUCGAACUGACAGAUUGUAACCUUUAUUCAUUACCACAAAUUAGCGACAAAAUGGCCACUAUUUGUAUACUAAUUUGCAUAUAAUUCAUACAGUAUAUAAUGGUUCAGUUUUUAUUGGGAAUAUACAGGGUGAAAAUAUUUAACUCGAAAUUAUUGCAAUCUGAGAGCUUGGCUACUGUUUGCCGACCUCGUGAUCAAUACAGCAUAAUUUCUGGCAUUAGAGAACUUUAGAUUGACGUUUGUGGCAAACGUCAUACCCCCAUAACGAUGUUUUUUAUUUUACAACUCUAUUAUAACAGCUUUUAGACCAGUUUUGAAAUAUACUAAGUCUUGUGAUAUUCAAAGCAGUAAAUUAAAAUUUAGCAUUUGAAGUUUACGUUUGGCGCAUAAAUUUCACGCUUUAACGACUAUACAAGCCCUCGUAGCAGUUCAAGCAUAAAAUUUAUACGCCAAACGUCAACUUCAGACGCCAGAUCUUAAUUUACUGCUUUGGUGAAUACGUGACUAGUGGUUAAUUUGCUUUCUUAAACCAUUGCUAAAGAGCACAAGUUUAGUAAUUGUUUAAUAUAUUUCGAAACAGGUGUAAAAGCUGUUAUAAUAGAGUUGUAAUAUCAAACACUUCGCUAGCAGUUUGGCGUUUGCCGUAAACAUCAAUCCAAAGGUCUUUAAUAAUGUAUGUAAGUUUGUACGCAUAUUUCCAACGAAAUCGAGUUGAAGUGUACCUAAUCCUUGCUCUCUAUUUCUUUCAGCUCGGACAGAUCGUUACAAUCAUUCUCUUGAAAGUGAUGAUGAUGAAGACCAAGCAGCGUUAGACUUCAGUAGUUUCUCGACCUGCUCACCUCGUUAUUCCAGAAUAUGUAACUCACCUUCGCCCCUCGCAUCUUCCCCUGUCUCGCCGGUUGGCCAGGAAAUGUUUCAUGAUCUUAAAUCUAGUGAGAAAACCAUCAGACGGACAUAUAGCGAAGGCAGUAACUCACCUCCUACCGUCCGUCGUCGAAGUAAAACAGAGUCGCAUAAUAGUGGAUUCAGAGAAAG
This is a messenger RNA of Paramuricea clavata, 2307 nucleotides long. NCBI's taxonomy places the organism in Eukaryota, Metazoa, Cnidaria, Anthozoa, Malacalcyonacea, Plexauridae. The record is from the annotation of a GenBank genome assembly.